GUGAACUGAUAGUUCCUUCUUCGCCCUGACACCGAAAACCGUAACAACACGGAUUCUACCUAUUUGUGCCAGAAUCGUGGUUCUGGAAUUUUUAAGACUUUUUCUCUCUCUCGUUUUUAGCUUUUUUUUUUUGUUUGUUUUUUUUAGCUCCAGCUGCGUUCAUGGGAACCCAGGAGGGAGAGAGAAAUUGGGUUGAUGUGGCUAAUGAUAUACUCAACAAGUGUCACAUAAACCUGAGACUAAGGAAACUGACGGACUGUAACGCAGAUGUUUUCAUUUCUUUGAAUGAGAACAUCUUCGGGGAGAAGGUUCCAGAUUAUAUUGCAGCGCCAUGCAGUCAAGAGGAUGAUGUCCACAAUGUUCAGUCUGUGAUUGAUUCCCUGUCUUUGGAUUAUCUUCAGAUAAGCCUUUCACACAUUACAGGAGAAAAUGUUGUCAGAGGGGAUAAAGAAUUCUAUAAGAAUAUCCUGGAAAUCUUCGAUGGUCUCCUGGAAUAUCUCAACGAGGAGAUUGAGGAGUCACAUCUUUCUCAGUUUGCUGUUCCUCCCUCUGAAUCAACUGUGCUGUUCUUGUUUUCAGAGGAAUUUAGUGACACACUUAAUGAGGAUAACCCUACUGAAAUCAAGAGGCCAACUAUUAUUGAUGUCGUGGAGCAAAAGGGGACGUCCAUGUCAUCAAGUAUCUGCUGUCCAGUUCCAAUAACACAAUCCCUCCAGUCCUUGAAUGCAGAGGAGGAGGAAUCCGCUAGCGAGCUCAUUGGGCUGGGUGUGUCUGCCCGCACAUUUACAGACAGACAAGAAGGCAUCACUCCCUCAGGUCCUGUGGAUACCACAGAACCUCCACAGACUGAACAGAAACACUCAGCCAUCCCACUACAGCCACCCAACCAGUGCAACACCCCCAUUGGUCCCAAUGUGGACACACAAUCACCCAGCUGUCUUCCCACAGCUGCUGGUCUCAGUCAAGGGCUUGCAGAGGACACCACUCCUGUCACAACAAAGUCUUCUCAACUGGUAGCUGAGGUAGUCAUCAAUGGAAUACAGUCUCCUGCUCCCUGCCCUUCUCCUGUUGUGAGUGAGAAGUCUGUAUCCAGCCAGCAAAGAGGCAGGGCGGAAAUGGAGGGGGAAACAUUAGAGCCAACUAAUGGAGGUCCCAGGAGGGUCUUAUUCCGGACCCAGCCAGAUGUGCUCUUCCUCACCCUGCAAGAUGAGCUGAUAACCACCACCCCUUCCCCUUCUGACACUGAGGAAGAUGAGGAGGAGAUGAGUUGUACACAAAGAUUUAAGGACAGAACAGGUCACAGAGAUGGGAUGAGCCUUGGUAGCAGAACAGCCGAAGAGGUUUUUGAAGAGCCUUUGUCUUACCGCAGACAGAGGAACAAGCAAGCGGAAGAAGAGCUGCACCACAUAUCCGAGAAACUCUCCCAUCGACUGGAAGAACUUGAUAAGAUGCUUAAACGAGUUCUGGAGGAAAGUGGAGAAUCCAGUGAGGUUCGAGAAGAAGACAAGCAGUCCCACCACAGUGACAGCCUCAUGGAGCGUCGACAGACUCCCAGACAACAAACAGUUUCACGAACAGCUGAUCCUGAGCCCACCCAGCGGACACGGUCCUUAUCGCCCUCUCCUCCUCGCGGACGUUGCUCUUUGCGUGGCCAGUCAGAGGAGGCCAUGGCGGAGGCCUUGAGCCUGGAUGAUGGGAGGCAAACAAACCUGACGGUGUCUGAUCAUUCAAGACGAGAACUACGCCACAGACCAUCUCACAAAAGAAAUGGCAAGUAUCAGGAGAAUAAGGCCUAUGAAGAAGAACUGAGAAGAUUUGAAGAUAAAGAACAGACAGAACUACACAAGGCACGCCUCCAAGCUCAGAAAGCUGAACGGGAGUACAGAGAGGCUAUACUACAGGAUGUUUCUCAAGUGCCCAAACUGUCCCCAGCCAAAACAAAAGCUCAGCACAGGACACAUCAUAGCACACAAAUAGGAAGACAGAGACGCCUCGAGCUUCCCAGUAAAGCUCCCCCAAUGAAAGUAAAAGAAAAUGAUCUCCUCCCUGUGCUCCGAGAUGAGCUGCCCCACCUUCACAUCUCCCCUCAUGCCCUGGGUCGGAUGUGGGAGCAACAAAUGCAACAGGUGGACAGACUCCAUGCUCUGUCAUCUCACCGUCAGUGUCACAGUAAACUCUCCAGCCAGGUGGAGGAAGCCCAGAGGAAAUAUGACCUGCUGGUGGAGCUCAUCCGUAAAGAUCAUGAUCACAGCAAACGCUUGAGGGACUUUAAGGAUCGAAUCCAGCAGCAGAAGUCAGUACAGAACAGACUGAGGGAACAGAGGCAGCAGAUCGCACGGGCCAAGAAGUACCACAACGAUUACCAUGUCCAGCACCGUGCCCGUCUCAUGAGGGCUCGCACUAAAGAGGAGAGGAUGUUUCGUCAGCUAUUUGAGGAGGGCCUGGAGUUACAAAAGGCCCGGCUGAGAGAACAGAGAGCUUUCGCCAGAGAGCAGCGACUAGAACAUCAGAGACGACACCAGGAUCAAAUAGAGUCCAUGGAGAACUACUACAAAGAUCAAUUUUCACUACUAGCUGAAAAACUUGCACAGGAGCGGGAAGACAUCCAGGUUCGAAAAAAGGCACAAGAAAAGGCUCUGCUAAAGAUGAAGCGUGAGCUGCGUUCCCGGAUGGAGCGUGAGAUCGGCGAACUGCAGAGAAUCAUAAUCCAGAAUGAUGAAGAUGACCAUUUCCAGGAUCUAGAGGUCCAGAGGCUACGUAAUCGGGUCCAUAUGGCUUCGUUCCAGUACAGCACGAGCCAUCUGCACUGAUGAGGAAAACUGCACAUAUUGUUCUAACUACGGGCUGGUUUACAUCAAAGAGCUGCCACUGACUUCAGCUGUUCAUAAGCAACUGUACAAAUCUGAUGCAUGAACAGUACGUCUCCUCAGGCGUCUUGCUCCAGAGAUGUGCACAGGAAGAGGAAAUUAACUUUGUGCAAACUUACACAAAUCCUGAUUGCUGAAUAUUAAUGAACUGAACACACACUGACAAGAUGUAGCUUUUAGCUAAUUUAGCUAUUUCCUCCUCUUACCUCAGCUGCUACACCUGUACUGAAGACACCUUGGACCAAGUCCCAUUCUUGUGUUUAAGAGCUUGUUAAAUAAGAAUGUUUUAACUUCGUGACUGUGCAGUAACUGUGUGAUUUGUUUUUAAAUAGUAGAAAGAUAGUAAAUUGUUCCUUCUCUUGCCAAAUAAGGACCACAUAUGCAACGUUAAGUAUGAAUGUCACAUUGACAAGACUCACCUUUUGUCUUUUUACUCUUCCAUGAGAUGUCUUCCUGUAAUAUUUUAACUAUGCUAAUGAUUAUUUAUUUAAAUUUAUAAUUUUUUUAGUUAAGCUGUUGGGAUCUCUAAUCACCAAGGGCAACGAUAAUCAGUCCACCCUACCCUUCACUCUCAAUCAAACCCAAUGUUUAGGAACACCACCAUUUAAACACUACCUGCUGACAUUAUGUAACUAAUGAGCACACAUCUGUCUCUUAAAAACCCAUUAAAUGUGUGGACUCAUCUUU
This is a messenger RNA of Melanotaenia boesemani (Boeseman's rainbowfish), 3554 nucleotides long. RefSeq names its product centrosomal protein of 95 kDa-like. The record is from RefSeq and is a predicted model, not a curated record. Lineage: Eukaryota; Metazoa; Chordata; Actinopteri; Atheriniformes; Melanotaeniidae. Gene Ontology annotation, cellular component: centrosome; spindle pole.